Malania oleifera is the source of this 2373-nucleotide messenger RNA. RefSeq names its product leucine-rich repeat receptor-like serine/threonine-protein kinase RGI4. The coding region runs from base 1 to 2373 and encodes 790 amino acids. The transcript has 2 exons. NCBI's taxonomy places the organism in Eukaryota, Viridiplantae, Streptophyta, Magnoliopsida, Santalales, Ximeniaceae. Gene Ontology annotation, molecular function: protein binding. The record is from RefSeq and is a predicted model, not a curated record.
AUGCUUACAUGCUUGAAAUUCAUAUUGAUUUUUCUUUAUUUUCUUUUCCUCUCCUUGCUUCCAAUGAAAAUCACAUUAGCAAGCAUUGAAGAAGCGAAGGCUCUUCUCCAGUGGAAGGACAGCUUGUCUUCUUCUUCUUCCUCUCCUUAUCUCAGUUUUUGGUCCAUCGCCCACAUUGAAGACUAUUGCCACUGGCCAGGCAUUGUUUGCAGCUCUGCUGAUACCAUAUCCGAGAUAAACCUCUUCAAUGCCAACCUUACCGGAACACUUCAGCAAUUCAAUUUCUCCUCAUUUCCCAAUCUCCUGUACUUUAACCUCAGCAACAAUAACCUCCAAGGUUCGAUACCUUCUGCUAUUUCGAAUCUUCGUAAUCUCGCGUUGUUGGACUUGAGCAACAAUCAUUUCACUGGCCACAUUCCUCCAGGGAUCGGAAACUUGUCCCAGCUUCAGUACCUUGUAUUUUACAACAACACUCUCAAUGGCACCAUGCCUUUCCAAAUUACAAGCCUUCAAAAGUUAGAGCACUUGGACUUGGGAAAAAACAAUUUAGAAUAUACGGAGUGGUCAACCAGUUCUAGCUUUCCCCAGCUUACUCACCUUAGUUUUUCUGAAAAUGAAAUUAGAUCAGAGUUCCCAAAGUUCAUAUCCAACUGCCAAAACCUGGUGUAUCUUGACUUGUCCCAAAAUAACCUCGUCGGAGGGAUACCCCAAUCAGUGUUUUCCAAUCUGAGCAAGCUUGAAUACUUCAAUCUCACUGAUAAUUUGUUUCAAGGACCACUGCCAUUGAAUAUUUCCAAGUUGACUGAUCUCAAAGAUCUUCGACUUACAGAUAACCAAUUCAAUGAGUCUAUUCCUGAAGAGAUUGGUCUACUUUCCAACCUUGAAGUCCUUCACUUGAUUAACAAUUCAUUUGAAGGGAAAAUUCCUUCUUCAAUAGGCCAGCUCCGAAAACUUCAGAGACUAGACCUAAGGAUGAACAAGUUGAAUUCUACAAUUCCUCCUGAGCUUGGCCUCUGUACCGACCUCACCUAUUUGGCUCUAGCUGUGAAUUCUCUCACUGGGGAAUUGCCUCUGUCCUUAACCAAUUUGACCAAGAUAACUGAACUUGGCUUGUCUGAGAAUUUACUUUCCGGGGAGUUAUUGCCUUCUUUCCUCUCCAGUUGGACCAAACUAAUCUCUCUGCAACUUCAAAACAAUAACUUCACUGGCAGUAUUCCAUCCCAAAUAGGACUAUUGACAAAUCUUAUUAUCCUUUUUCUAUACAAUAAUAAUCUCUCUGAUUCAAUACCCUCGGAGAUCGGGAACUUGACAGAGUUAGGGUGGUUAGGCCUUUCGGGAAACAAGCUCUCAGGUUCGAUUCCUCAAACAGUGUGGAGUCUCACAAACCUGAAAUCCUUACAACUUUUCUCCAACGAGUUCAGUGGCACUAUUCAUCCAGACGUUGGAAAACUUUCUUCAAUUGUUAAGAUUGAUCUCAACACAAAUCAAUUACAGGGAGAGUUGCCAAACACUAUUUCUCAGCUUUCCAACCUACAAUUGUUCUCUGUCUACUCCAAUAAUUUUUCUGGCAGCAUUCCACAGAAUUUUGGGAUGAAUAGUCCCUCUUUGAACUUCGUCAGCUUUUCAUAUAACAACUUCUCCGGAGUUCUGCCACACAAACUAUGCAGCGGUUUUGGCCUGCGAUAUUUUACAGCGAAUAACAAUAGUUUGGCCGGGCCACUGCCACAAUGCUUGAAGAACUGCUCAGAACUAGUUAGAGUCCGAUUCGACCGAAACCAGCUCACAGGAAAUAUUUCAGAUGUAUUUGGAUCACAUCCAAACCUUCUGCACAUUGAUCUAAGUGACAAUCGAUUCUCCGGUGAGAUCCCUUCAAGUUUAGGCAAUUCAACUAAGCUCGACUAUCUCGACUUUUCGGGUAACAGCUUCACAGGAGGCAUUCCAAAAGAGCUCCAGAACUGUGGGAGCUUAUCGAGCCUAGAUUUUGGCGGAAAUCGCCUAUCUGGUAACAUACCCUCUGAGCUGGGCACCUUAACUAAAUUGCAGAACAAGUUGGAUCUUAGCAGCAAUUCGUUCUCAGGUACAAUUCCUCAUACAUUGGGGCAGCUUACCGAGUUGAAGAAUCUCAACGUUUCCCGCAAUAAUUUGUCGGGAAGAAUUCCGGAAACACUGUCCAAUUUGAUUAAUCUAGUCCUUCUCGAUUUCUCCUUUAAUAAUUUGGAUGGUCCAAUCCCAAAUGGUACAGCUUUCCAAAAUGCACCGUUCACAAGUUACAUGGGAAACCAAGGUUUGUGCGGAUUUGAAUCGGGCAUGCCUCCAUGCAGCAGCAGCAAGUCCAUGCAAACCCCACUGGAAAUUAUUACUAGCGAGUUAUGA